AAAUAUGUCGGAAACCAUCAUGGUCUGGGCAGGGUGUGUACGACGUAGUAGCCGAGCGCAGUCGCUGUGCGUCGACGUCCCAGCGAGACAUUCAAGUCGACGCGCUCGUGGCGCGUGAGCUCGGCAUCGUCAGCGGCAGCACUUCCCGUGCCUGUUUCUCAAUCUACCACCGCCUCGUUUUGCUCGCUGCUUUUGACGGCGCCGACGCUGCUACUAUGAAUACGUUCGACCCUCUCAGCUCAGCGUUCCCGACGGAGGAACCUCCCUGGCCAACCACUCCGCAUACUCCCCACACUCCGAUCCCGAACUUGCCACGCCCAUCUCCGCAUCUCGAUACUUCACGAACGCAGUCGUCGAACGGCUUAUAUGGCAAGGAGCCUCAAAUAUACGGGCAGCCAGAGCCUGGACUUAUAUCCCCCCGAUUGACCACUGCAUCAAAUGGGACUAAAUUCGAGAGACCGGAGCCGUAUCUCAGAGUACGAAUUACCGGUUUGGACAGGAACAGACGGGACAUUUUGGUCAAGUUCGAUGCGCAGACGAACCUGGUGAAUUUCACCGGGACGACGUACCGCAACGUGUCGCGAUCGUAUCAGGAGUUCCAGCAGUUCUACGACGCCAUCAUCCACACUAUUCCACAAACCAUCAUUCCUGCUCUCCCGCUGCCCAAGACGUCGGCGCCGACGGACGAGGAGGAUGACAGGCUCGUGAAGAUCAUGCUGCAGAGAUGGUUGACUAGGAUCUGUGAGGAUCCAAUCCUCCUGCAGGAGGAAGAACUCCGCUCCUUCAUCGAGAGCGACUUUGGCUACCAGCCCACACCAAAUGUCCGACGUAAAACCUCGAGUGGGUUCAGUCUGAUCAAGUCGCGAGUGCCAGACGAGGACGAGGAGCUCCAGCGGGCUCGCUUCGAACUGACGAAGUUGGAGAGCCAGUAUCUCGAGGCGGCCAAGGCUAUUGACAAGCUCUCUCGAACACGGAAAGGACUUGGGUUGGUGCGAGCUGAGAUGGGAAACAAAUUCGUGAACGUGGCGACAACAGAAGCUCAUCCUCCUUUGGGAAAUGCUAUCCAGAAACUGGGCAGAGCGUGGCACAGCCUCGCUGAUCUUGACCAGGCGCAGGGGAUCAGUGAAUGCGUUAUCGUCGGUGACUCUCUGGGCUACCAAGCGUUGAACGCACGGUCAGCUAAGGAGACACUGCAACAACGCACAGCUGUGUUGGAGGAUUACCAGGCCGCUGUGAAGACCACUAUUUCCAAGCGUCGAAACGUGGAACGACUCAAAGCUAGCAGCAACAUCAGGUCGGACAAGGUUGAUGAGGCUUUGGAGGAGAUGGAGGAGGCGAAUAAAUACGAGAUGAUCCUCGCCAAGCGAGCAGAGGGCAUUUCGCAGAACCUCCACCGUGCUCUGGAUAGACACAAGAAGCUUGUCACGGAGGACGUCACAGCAGCACUGGUCGAGCAUGUUCGUUCGUCCAUCAUGUACGAGCGACAGCUGCUGCGAGAGCUCGAGGCACUCAGGCCAGACGUGCAAAACGCGGCAAAGAAGCACGUUCCGGCCAAGCCUGCUGCAGCACCUCGUCCAACAUAUAUUCCGCCAUUAGAGGAUUUCUCGAAACCGCCAGCACCUCGGCCUGCAUCUGCUGUCCCUACCACUAGCACAUUCAAAGUGUCACCCAAUACCACACAGGGGCCGCCUCGUACCGCCAAUGCUUCGCCCCAGCCUCCAUUGCCAGUAUCACCUUCACCAUCCUCGACAGGCACGAUUAGGAGCACCUUGCCUCCACAAUCUCCUGGGGCCGGGCCGUCUUCUCCAUUCCCACAGCAGUCUUCCUUCACUCCGCCUCAGCUUAGCAGCGAUGGUCCGCCACUCGGCGGCCGUUUCGUCGACGGUACGAAGUCGAUGUUCGUCAAGUCGACCUCUUCGCCCUUUUCGCCUGUAUCCCCUCUUCAUCGCCCGAUCUCACCCGCGCCAUCAGCAAGGGGCACGCUGGAUUCCCCAUUGCAUGGGCCACAUCCUCUCACGAACCCGCCCUUGUCGCCGCUGUCGCGUCCGACAAAUGGCGGCUUUUCGUCUAUGCCGUCAUCUCCGGCGGUAGACCCUCUUACAGGCAUGCCUGUCACCAUGUCACAAUCUAUGAGGAUACAGCCAACCAGGCCGAAACUAGAUGCGAGGGAGGCUGCAAGCAAGCUCGCGAACAUGUUUUAGAACUCUUCCUGCCGUAUCGAUACCUCAGUAUGCUAUUUCCUAAUUCCCAUGUCGCCAGGAUGCGUCAGGAUGUCAUAUGCUUUCUAAGGACUCUCAUAAAGUACGCGUGCGGCCGCAUCCUCUCACUCCGAGAGGCUCUUCCCUGCGUUCCUGGUCAUGUGACCGCGAUAUUCUACUUAUGUCCCAUAUGACUCGCUGCGGGGCUCCGCGAUUGUGUCUUCCGUAAAACUAAGCUUGAGGCGACUGUCUACCAGAUCAAAGCAGGUACAUCUCAUUCCUCUUCACCAUUCUUCUGUAAGACACCUGCGUUGAUCAUGCCCAAGAAAUCGUGAGCCAUGAUG
This is a messenger RNA of Laetiporus sulphureus 93-53, 2542 nucleotides long. RefSeq lists its product as uncharacterized. Gene Ontology annotation, biological process: retrograde transport, endosome to Golgi; intracellular protein transport. Gene Ontology annotation, molecular function: phosphatidylinositol-3-phosphate binding. The record is from RefSeq and is a predicted model, not a curated record. The transcript has 4 exons. NCBI's taxonomy places the organism in Eukaryota, Fungi, Basidiomycota, Agaricomycetes, Polyporales, Laetiporaceae. The coding region runs from base 216 to 2201 and encodes 661 amino acids. Gene Ontology annotation, cellular component: retromer, tubulation complex; endosome.